Cherax quadricarinatus is the source of this 845-nucleotide messenger RNA. RefSeq lists its product as uncharacterized. The record is from RefSeq and is a predicted model, not a curated record. NCBI's taxonomy places the organism in Eukaryota, Metazoa, Arthropoda, Malacostraca, Decapoda, Parastacidae.
GUCAAUCAUCAGACGCCACCAUGGAACUCCUGAUAUUGACCUGUUUCCUGGUUGUCACUGCGGUCGCCGAACCUCCAGGCUACAACCUAGCCACGCCCUCUGGGUCAGCAUUCUCCUCUGGUUCAGGAUUCUCAAGCGGUUCCGGGUUCUCUGGAGGUUCAGGAUUUUCAGGAUUAACCUCAGGAGGCUUUGGAUUUCCUGGAGGCAGCUGUGGUCAUGGACAGAUCCGUCAUGUGGACGGCAACUGCGUAACUCCUCAGAUCACCCGCAACUUGUAUGUGUACAAUGCUCCUGAGGUGACGCCGAUCGUUGGUCCACGACCAUACAUUCCCCCACCAAGACUUGACCAUAAUAUUGUGUUCAUUCGUAACCCAGAACCCCUCCCAGCCCUGGAACCAAUUGUGGUGCCACCACCUCAACAGAAAAAUGUCUUGUACGUCCUCAGCAAACGACCUGUGCACCAGCAGAAGGUCAUCCAAGUACCGGCACCAGAGCAAGAGACUCCGCAAUUGUACUUCGUCAACUAUGCCGAAGGCGACAACCCAUCUCUGCCCACCGGUGGCGAUCUUCAGUCUGCCCUCAGCUCCGCUGCCCAAGGUAGCGGUGAUCUGAUUGGUAACACCGUUGGCAGCUUUGGUGGUGGAAGUUUUGGAGGUGGCAGCUUAGGUGGAGGAAGUUUUGGUGGCAGCUCUGGUUUGGUAACCGGCUUUGGUGGCGGUGUUGGUUUUGCGAGUGACAGUGGCAGCUUCGGCAGUACAGCUGGAUUUUCAACGGGUUUUGGUCACUCUGUAUCUCAGCCGUCGAGGCUGUAUUCACAGCCGUAAAAUAUUAAUCCUUGGAUAAUG